Molecule: messenger RNA, 3123 nt
Organism: Manihot esculenta (cassava)
Lineage: Eukaryota; Viridiplantae; Streptophyta; Magnoliopsida; Malpighiales; Euphorbiaceae
Product: putative leucine-rich repeat receptor-like protein kinase At2g19210
Exons: 13
Coding region: 208-2955 (915 amino acids)
Biological process (GO): protein phosphorylation
Molecular function (GO): ATP binding; protein kinase activity; protein binding
Source: RefSeq, a predicted model, not a curated record
AGUUGUAGACUCAGUAUGAUAGGUCCAGGGAGGACUAGGUAUUAAGUUGUACAACUACAAGUUGGUGUUGCUUUAAUGGAUGAGAACAACAUACCUCCAUUGCAUUCUUUCUCUUACACUAACUGUUCUGCCUUCUUCCAUAUUAAUUUUUCUUUGUAAUAGCAAAUCUAUCUGCUUACUGAAUUUGUUUCUUCCCUGAAGAAAGAAAUGGUUGAGAAAGGCAGAGGCAUAUGGGCUUGGGGUUCCAUUAUCUGCCUCAUCUUGCUGCAACUUUUAGCUAAUUGCUUUCAGACAAAAGGAUCAAAUGUUUUUGCUUGGCGGUUUACUAGAUAUGGCAAUUAUGAGACUCACUACACUCAAAAGCGUUCUAGAAGGAAACUGGACGAUGUAGCUGGUUCCAUAAACAUGGAUUGUGGAAUACCAGAAGAUUUCAGCUACACCGAUGCCAGUACUGGCAUCCCAUACAUUUCGGAUGGGGGAUUCAUCGACACAGGAGUGAAUAAGAACAUAUCUGCCAACUUCAGUUCUGAUAAUCCUCCAACGUCUUUAAUGACUGUCAGAAGUUUUCCUCAAGGAAACAGAAACUGCUAUACCCUGAAACCACCAGAAGGCAAAGCUAGUAUCUACUUGAUCAGAGCCUCCUUCAUGUAUGGAAAUUAUGAUAAUCUGGGCAAGUUGCCAGAGUUCAGUUUAUAUCUUGGAGUUAAUUUGUGGGAUAAAGUGAAGUUUGACAAUUCAUCACAUGUAGUAAACAAGGAGAUCAUUCAUGUCCCUACAAUGGAUGACGUAUAUGUCUGUCUCCUGAACACUGGUUCAGGAACCCCUUUCAUAUCAGCUUUAGAGUUGAGGCAUUUCCAUAAUUCCACCUACAAAGCAGAAUCUGCAUCACUAGUUCUAUACCAACGCCUUGAUUUCGGCUCCAUCACCAAUGAGAUAGUAAGGUACCAUGAUGAUGUUUAUGAUCGCGUAUGGUUUCCUUACAACUGUCCUCAAUCUGCUGCAAUACAUACUCCCUCUGCAGUUGAUUCACUGGUUAGCACUGACUUCAAUCUACCAUCAAAGGUGAUGCAAACUGCUGUCCAGCCCAUAAAUGCAGAUAAACCACUCAACUUUGGAUUCGAUAUUGGCGAUCCCAAUGAAAAAUUGUUCAUUUACAUGCACUUUGCUGAGAUUGAAACUGUCCAAAAAAACCAAUCUAGAGAAUUUAACAUUGAAUUAAAUGGCGUCCUGUUAGAAGAAGGAGUUGUUCUCAAGUACUUGCACUCUACAACUAUACCUAUUGAGUCGGUAAGAGGAGCCAAGCUUAGCUUCAGUCUCCACAAGUUGCCAAAUUCUACCCUUCCUCCCAUUUUGAAUGCACUGGAAAUAUAUUUAGUGAAAGAUUUCUGGCAGCAACCAACCGACAAAGAAGACGUUAAUGCAAUUGAAGACAUCAAGUCAAUCUAUAACGUGAACAAAGUCUGGCGAGGAGAUCCAUGCAUACCUCUUCCAUCUUGGGAUGGCUUGUAUUGCAAUGAUAAUGGUUAUGAUCCCCCAAGAAUUAUUUCCUUGAAUUUGUCAUCCAGUGGAUUAACAGGAGAGAUUGAUAGAACAUUGUCCAAUCUUAAAUUACUGCAGCACCUGGAUUUAUCAGAGAACAGCUUAACAGGACGAGUACCUGAAUUUCUGUCAGAACUGCCAAAUUUGAGGACUUUGAAUUUAGCAGGAAACAAACUUUCUGGUUCGGUUCCUUUUGCUCUCGUUGAAAGAUCCAAUAAUGGGUUAUUGUCAUUGAGAUUGGAUGGGAAUCCAGAGCUCUGUCUGUUGUCUCCAUGUAAAGAAGAGAGGAAGCGUGCUUGGGUUCCAAUAGUUGCAACCAUUGUUCCAUUGGUAGUCAUCCUCAUGGCAAUGGCACUGGUGAUCCUGUGUAUUUACAAAAGAAAAAAUGUUGCACGGAAGUUCAUAGAUCGCCACAAAGAAGAAGGGUCGUCAUUGAAGUCAGACAACAGACAAUUCACAUAUGCUGAGAUUGUAAGAAUUACCAACAACUUUAGCACUGUUAUUGGGAAGGGGGGAUUUGGAACAGUCUACCAUGGCUACUUAAGUGAUGAUACCCAAGUUGCUGUCAAAAUGCUUUCUCCAACAUCAGAUCAUGGCUCAGCUCAAUUUCGAACUGAGGCUCACCUCUUGAUGAGAGUUCAUCACAGGAACUUAGCUUCAUUCAUUGGUUAUUGUAAUGAAAGCAGAAACACAGGGAUUGUCUAUGAAUACAUGGCCUGUGGAAAUUUAGAAAAUUAUCUAUUGGAUAAAGCAGUGCAGGUCCUGAGUUGGAAAGAGAGGGUGCAGAUUGCAUUGGAGGCAGCACAAGGGCUAGAGUACUUGCACAAUGGAUGCAAGCCACCCAUAGUUCACAGAGAUGUGAAAAGCGCCAACAUUUUGUUGAACGAUAAUUUACAGGCCAAGAUAGCUGAUUUUGGGUUCUCAAAAAUUUUCCCAUCUGACAGUAAGAGUCAUUUGUCAACCGGAGUUGUUGGCACCGUUGGUUACCUUGAUCCAGAAUAUUACUCAUCCGGCAGGCUAACUGAGAGAAGCGAUGUUUACAGCUUUGGAAUAGUUCUUCUAGAGCUGAUCACAGGCCAAUCUGCAGUAAUCAAAAACCAUGAUCAGAACAUUCAUAUUGUUAAUUGGGUAAGCCCAUAUAUCGAAAGAGGGGAUAUAAGAAAUGUGGUUGAUCCAAGACUAGAUGGAAAUUUUGAUACCAAUUCUGUAUGGAAAUUCGUGGAGAUAGCAAUGUCAUGUGUGCCAUCAAUUUCCAUUCAAAGGCCAACUAUGAACCAUGUAGUUGCAGAAUUGAAGGAGUGUUUGGUAACAGAAAUUGGUCGAGAACAGAGUUGCAAAGUGGAAGGGCAAAUAAGAAAUUCGUUUGAAAUGGUAACUGUGGAUCUUGAAACGGAAAUGGGUCCUGAAGCAAGGUAGAAGCGAAGCAGGGUUUCCACAAGUGUGUAAUUUAAGUCAUAUCUCUAGUUUUAUACAUACAUGAAUUUCUGAUUAUUAAUAGUGGUAAGACAAACAAGAAGAUGAUGGGUAGUGCUCAAUGAUGUAAAAUUCUUAUCAGUACUAUGGUCUUAUAAAUAAUUUAUUUAA